Paramecium tetraurelia is the source of this 481-nucleotide messenger RNA. RefSeq lists its product as uncharacterized. NCBI's taxonomy places the organism in Eukaryota, Ciliophora, Oligohymenophorea, Peniculida, Parameciidae. Gene Ontology annotation, biological process: protein polyubiquitination. Gene Ontology annotation, cellular component: nucleus. The transcript is spliced from 2 exons. Gene Ontology annotation, molecular function: ubiquitin conjugating enzyme activity. The record is from RefSeq and is a predicted model, not a curated record.
AUGGCUCUUAAGAGAAUUCAAAAGGAAUUAUCAGACUUAGCCAAGGAUCCCCCUGCUAAUUGCUCUGCUGGUCCAGUUGACGAUAAAGACAAUUUUCAUUGGCAAGCUACUAUAAUGGGGCCAGAAGGGUCACCCUAUCAAGGAGGAGUCUUUUUCUUAAACAUCCAUUUUCCUACAGAUUACCCAUUUAAACCUCCAAAAAUAAACUUUGUUACUCGAAUUUAUCAUCCAAACAUUAAUUAAAAUGGUGCGAUUUGUCUAGACAUAUUAAAAGAUCAAUGGUCACCUGCACUCACUAUCAGCAAAGUGUUGCUCAGUAUUUCUUCCCUCUUAACUGAUCCAAAUCCAGACGACCCUCUUGUUCCAGAGAUUGCAAAUAUCUUCAAAUAAGACAAAAAUAAAUAUGAAUAGUUGGCAAGAGAGUAAACCAAAAAAUAUGCAUAAUGAUUAAAUGAAUGCAAUAUAUAAAUAUAUAUAUUAU